UCGCGUGGUUAGUAAGUUGUGGCCAUCUGUUUAAACGAGGAAUUUCUUACGCCGUGUGUAUUUACAUGAUAUGUUGCUUAUUGUCCUUACUAUUUGAUGAUCAUAGCCGGGAACGUAGUUAUUUUACGUAUUAUUUUCUAGUUAGUUAGCAGCGUAAACUAUAUUCAAGACCCAAACGCAGUGGGGAUUUGAACAUUCAAGUACAACGUAACACCCAUCGUGUAGGAAACUCUUCAAAAUGCCCGCUGAAAUUUUAGGCAUCGUAAUUAUCGCUAUCGGAGCGUAUCUUAUCUGUAAUUUGUGCAAAGAGUCGACAAGGAGAGACGAACAGUGGAACCAAAGUUUCAACCAGCGUCGAAUGCAGACGACAAAUCGGAAUAACUUAUCACACACGCCGCCGCCUUCGUAUGACAGCCUAUACCCGUACCCGGAAGUAGAUAGCACACAAGAACCGUUCCCUCGCGGUUCUAUGUCCAACUACCUCGGAGCUGGUUUCACCUCUACAUUUCGUGCGAUUGCUGACCGGUUCACGGACAUAAAGGAAGUCAGUAGAGCGUUGAAGAAAGCUGGACUUGAAUCAAGUAACUUGAUAUUUGGCAUUGAUUUCACUGCCAGUAAUGAUUGGCAAGGAGAGAACACAUUUAAUGGACACUGUUUACAUUCUAUGUCAACAGGGCAACUGAAUCCAUAUCAACAGGUAAUUUCAAUUUUAGGAGAAACAUUGGCACCAUUUGAUGAUGAUGGAUUAAUUCCUGUGUUUGGUUUCGGAGACAAAUCCACUCGAGACAAACGGGUAUUUCCAUUCAAACAAGAUGGUCUGUGUUUUGGUGUUCAUGAAGUUCUUGAAUGUUACAAGCAGAUUAGUCAAAGUGUGAGUCUAAGCGGACCAACAAACUUCGCGCCUUUAAUCCAACAAGCAGUAGAGAUUGUUAAACAGACAAAAUCAUACCACAUAUUGGUAAUUAUUGCUGAUGGUCAGGUAACCAGCGAACGGGCAACUAGAGCCGCCAUUGUAGAAGCUUCCAAUUACGCACUGUCAAUUGUCAUGGUAGGAGUUGGUGAUGGUCCCUGGGACAUGAUGAAAGACUUUGAUGAAAUGUUGCCACGGAGACAAUUUGAUAAUUUCCAGUUUGUUGACUUUCAUAAAAUUAUGCAAAAUUCAACCAGUCCUACGACAGCUUUUUCCUUGCAUGCACUAAUGGAAAUACCUGACCAGUUUCUGGCAGUUAGAAAUCUUGGUUUUCUUGAUCAGGACGAGUGAAUAUUGAUUUUAACUCCAUCACUCUCCUGAUACAGAAAAGAAAAUGCAUUUACAGUACCGAUACU
Saccoglossus kowalevskii is the source of this 1326-nucleotide messenger RNA. RefSeq lists its product as uncharacterized. The record is from RefSeq and is a predicted model, not a curated record. Lineage: Eukaryota; Metazoa; Hemichordata; Enteropneusta; Harrimaniidae. Gene Ontology annotation, molecular function: ubiquitin-protein transferase activity. Gene Ontology annotation, biological process: protein ubiquitination. Gene Ontology annotation, cellular component: nucleus.